Messenger RNA from Haliotis rufescens (red abalone), 3535 nucleotides. RefSeq names its product toll-like receptor 13. Gene Ontology annotation, cellular component: membrane. NCBI's taxonomy places the organism in Eukaryota, Metazoa, Mollusca, Gastropoda, Lepetellida, Haliotidae. The transcript has 2 exons. Bases 129 to 2228 code for a protein of 699 amino acids. Gene Ontology annotation, biological process: toll-like receptor signaling pathway; immune response. The record is from RefSeq and is a predicted model, not a curated record. Gene Ontology annotation, molecular function: transmembrane signaling receptor activity; protein binding.
CUGUAACACAUGAUGAACCAGACAUAAGCUAUUUUUCAGCCGCUACAACUGCAUCUACUAAAUUGCUUGAGAUUUAUUCAUGUACGAUACUUAGAGUCUGAGGAUUUAAGACGGUUAUUGAAAAAAUCAUGGCACGUCUUCUGGAGAUAACAAUUUGUGCAAUCGCUUGCGCUAUGAUAUUGCCGUCAAACACAGAAGGAGCGGUAGUAUUGUGUGGAAAGGUGUAUAGACCAUGUUUUGAAAGUCUGUGUAGGUGUUCUGAUAAAUGUGUGAGUUGUACAAACAACGCGGAAAAUCUCACACGGAUUCCGGACUUACGCCCUACAACCGAGUUUCUGAACUUUUCAUCAAACUACCUCGGAGAGCUGACAAGAGAUAUGUUACGAAAUAUAACACAGUUGAAAGUUCUAAUUCUUCGCAACAACAGUAUUACAAACAUCUCCAGAGACACCUUUCAAGACAUGCUAAUGCUGGUGGUUCUUGAUCUCAGAUACAGUAGUGUGUCUGUAAGUGUUCUUCAGGCAUCUUUUCAUAGUUUGCAUAACACGCUUAGAACUCUUGACGUUUCCCAUAACAGGUUUUUGCGGAAUAUUACAGAAGAUUUUGUUGACGGGCUUACACGACUGAAUAUAAUAAGUCUGAAAAUGGGUUUUUGUCAUCUGAAAUACGUUAAUUUUUCUGUGAUAUCUCGUCUGGACUCACUACGUGUUCUAUAUGUUGUUUACAAUGACAUUGCUUGGACAACAGCUGAAGUUCCAUGGUAUUUAACUGUGAUUUCGUUCCGUUCAAACUCACUGACAGAGCUUCCCAGAUUUUGUGAUAAUACCAAUAAUUCACAACUUCAAUCAUUAGAUUUACGCCAAAAUGCCAUAAGAUACAUGUCAAAUGUUAGUCUGAAAUGUCUAAAAAAAUUGAAAUAUUUCAAUUUCAUAGAAAAUUUAAUAACGAAGAUUCAUUCAAAUACAUUUUCAUCAUUACCAAACCUUCAGUUUAUUGCCCUAAGUAAUGCUUUUAGAAGUUACGAAGCUGAAGAAAGACUCGAAGAAUAUGCAUUUAAUAACAGUGCUGUUAAAAAGCUUUAUCUCAGUGGCAUUGCUAAAUUUGGUUAUUUCGAUUUCAUCGUUAACGUGAAGGCACUGAGAGGAUGUACCGGAGUUACAUGGUUGGACCUCUCGUACAAUACGAUGCUGUACUUUAACGAUAGCUUUUUCGAAACAAUCUUAUCUGGUCUUGACAAAAUAGAGAUGCUACGAAUGCCAAGGUGUCAGUUAUCCUUUUUUCCAAAUGUAAUAUCGAACUUCCGGGAACUUAAAGAACUUGAUCUUCAUGGAAACCGAAUUACGUCUUUAGAUCCAGGAGUGUUCACCAACUUGACAAAACUCAGACGUAUAAGACUCUCACAGAAUGCCAUCCAGGUCGUAAGUGAAGCUGUAUUUCCUGUACCAAUCAGAAAUCAACUCACAAACGUGAAUUUAGCAAAAAAUGAUUAUCUCUGCACUUGUGCUAACCUUUGGUUUAUUACAUGGGUACAGACAGAUAAACACAUAUUCACGGACUUCCCCGAUUUAUAUCAAUGUGAAUACCCUCCGAACCUCAAAUCAACGCUUCUGAUUGAUGCCAAUGUCUCUGAAGAGACGUGUCGGAUCUCACCUUAUGUGUUUCCCAUAGUCUAUGGUUUUUCAAUAGUUUCAAUAGUGUUGAUAGUCGUUUUCUCCAUUGCCUAUAGAUUACGUUGGCGCAUUCGCUAUUAUAUCCACAUGUUGAGAUACAAAAAGAGGAAGGAAGUUGAUGAAGAGAGAUACAUCUAUGAUGCUUUUGUGGUUUAUUGUGAGGAUGAUUCCAGAUGGGUAAGGAAUAAUAUCUUACCAAGGAUUGAAGACGAAGCCAACUUUAAGCUGUGUAUCCACGAGAGAGACUUUGUUCCUGGGAAAUAUAUAGUUGAUAACAUAGUAACCAAUUUGGAUAAUAGCAGAAAUGUCAUCAUGGUGCUGUCUAAUUAUUUCAUUCUGAGUCCAUGGUGUCAGUUUGAACUAACUCUGAUCCAGAAACAAGCUCUGGAGAAGGACGAGGGCUACGUGGUGGUGGUGCUGCUUGAAAACAUUGAGGCCAGGAACAUGACGUCAUCACUGUAUGCCCUCUUUCAGACGACUACCUAUAUCACGUGGCCAGACGAGGAGGAGGAUAGACAUGUAUUCUGGAUGCGACUUAAACAAUGUUUGCAGAGAUAGUUUAAAAAAAAUAAAAAUCUUUUAAGAAGAUGUAUAGAGAAUAAAUGCUCUGUUAAUUCAUCACUGAUGAUUAAUAUUUUUCUAUGUUAAAAUUGUUUUUAACUGACUUACGAUUCUGUCUCUAACAUUCUCUGCUCCUGUACAUCUAAUAUACAUAUGGUUAACAAACUUCGAAUCACCAAAAUGUGGUAAUAUUCGUGUAUAUAUAGAUAUUCCAAGGGGUAACUGACCUCAGGGUGGAGUUUCUGGAAUAAGUGUUGCGCAUAAACAAUGUACAUACGCAACUGAAAAUUAUGAGAGGUCCAGAUUGAGGGACUGCUCCCUCGUAUUUGUAUUGUUUAUGUACCUUAAAUGUUUUUUUCCCUCGGGUUGUAAUUUUAGAAAUAAACGACGAGUGGGAGUGAGUUGUCGUACAAUAAAACACUGCAAGGAGAUAAACCACGAGACGCGCAGCCCCGAGUGGUUUAUUCUCCCUGCAGUGUUUUGUUGUAUGAUAAACAACGAUGAGAUAUCAACACUAUGUACAACUCUUAUGAGGAUGUCAGUACAAUUGUACACGCUUUGAAAAUAUUUACAUGUUUUAAAAUAAUGAUGACUCCCCGAAUACAAUCCGACCUCGGCAAUGUCGGACAGCUCCAUAUUGUGUAGAGGGGGAUAAGUUUGGUAUUCUCACAAUGUUCACGUCGAUUAGCUGCACCUUUUCUCCCAACGUGGAUUGUGAUAUCGCUCCCACUUUUGGGUGCGAUCGUGUGGCCAUUGCAUUAAUCUGCGCUGUCCAGCUACAUCUAUGGGGAACAACUCAUAAGACUAUUUCCUCUCAAAAAUAACGUCGUCCAGUUUACGACGUCAUCAAGUCGCGCGCGCAUGUUCGAAUCUCCAGAAAUGACGUCAUUAUAGAACAAUGGUUUAUCGUGAAAUAAACCACGUUUCGUUCUUCAUUGUUCUUUGCGAUUUGUCGCGUAGCUAUCUUAUAUUUACCUUUUAGGUGGUAACUAAAUUAUCACUUGGGCCUUUAUUGUAUAUAGAACGUCUUCUUGAAGUGCAAACACUGCACCUUAUCACGGUGGUCCUUUUACUCAUCUUAAUUCUAAUGCUUAUCCCUAGCAUCGGAUUAAAGUUUGUUGAGAGACACAAAUACCAGUCUUGGCUCGCCGCUUUGGUUGAAGGACUACCGAUUAGGACCGAUUUUCCUAAUCCGACUUAAUUACUUAAAUCCUUAAAGUUUUAGCUUAGUAUUUUUGGUUUAUACCAUGCAUGUAUGUAAUUGUGUUAUUUGUACUUCAUCUCAAUAAAUUGUGCUGAAUCUA